AUGGCCUCCUCAACACCAAUCCUUGGUUAUUAUGGUCCAAGUAAGCCAUUAUGCUUCUCUGUAGAUGCAAGUUCCAACGGGCUAGGUGCUGUCCUUUUGCAAGAUGAGAAGCCCCUAGCUUAUGCCUCAAGAGCCCUUACGCCAACCCAGCAGCGAUAUGCACAAGUUGAAAAAGAACCCCUUGCAAUCGUGUAUGGAGUGCAGAAAUUUCAUCAGUACAGUGAAUUCCAGCAAGCUACUGCAGCUGAUCCAACCCUGCAAGCCUUAAGCACGGUUGUUCGAAGUGGAUGGCCUUGUCACAAACAGGAGCUACCAUUAACUGUCUGCGAGUAUUGGUCGUGCGGAGAUGAAAUCUCAGAAAUCGAUGGGUUGUUAUUCAAAGCACAGAAGUAUAUUGUUCCUCAGAGUAAGAGAAAAGAAAUGUUAGAGCUCAUUCACGAGUCACACCAAGGCAUCUUGAAAUGCAAGCAGCGAGCCAGAGACAUUCUAUUUUGGCCAGGGAUGUCAUAUCAAAUUGAAGAGAAAGUGUCACAGUGUUCCUUGUGUGUCCGGUUCCAGAAAGCUCAACCAAGAGAACCAAUGAUAAUUAAAGACCUCCCAGACAGAAUGUGGUCGAAAGUUGGAACUGACCUGUUUGAGUAUAAUGGGAUUUAUUACAUACUGUGUGUAGAUUACUAUUCAAAGUGGAUUGAACUUGCUAAGCUUGAUAACUUAACCAGCGACAAUGUCAUCUGUCAUCUGAAGAGUCAAUUUUCUCGGUAUGGGAAACCUGAUGAGCUUAUCAGUGACAAUGGGCCCCAAUAUCCCAGUUCAGCAUUUUCUGAUUUCAGUAAGAGUUAUGGUUUUCUCCAUGCUACAUCAAGUCCUCACUUCCCUCAAGCAAAUGGCGAAGCUGAAAGGGCAGUUUAG
This is a messenger RNA of Stylophora pistillata, 909 nucleotides long. RefSeq lists its product as uncharacterized. The record is from RefSeq and is a predicted model, not a curated record. Lineage: Eukaryota; Metazoa; Cnidaria; Anthozoa; Scleractinia; Pocilloporidae.